Messenger RNA from Juglans microcarpa x Juglans regia, 540 nucleotides. RefSeq lists its product as uncharacterized. The record is from RefSeq and is a predicted model, not a curated record. The transcript has a single exon. NCBI's taxonomy places the organism in Eukaryota, Viridiplantae, Streptophyta, Magnoliopsida, Fagales, Juglandaceae. The coding region runs from base 1 to 540 and encodes 179 amino acids. Gene Ontology annotation, molecular function: nucleic acid binding; RNA-DNA hybrid ribonuclease activity.
AUGCUGUUGGAUUUAUAUACAGAUGAUCCAAGUCAUGAGCAUCAAGUCAGUGCAGAUUUUAGAAGAUCAAUUUUUUGGGUUUGUCCACAUCAAGGAAUUUGUAAAAUUAACUGGGAUGUGGCUGUUGAUAGUAAGCUGUGUAAAUUAGGUAUCGGGGUAGCUGUUAGAGAUGAAACAGGUAACUUUUUGGCAACCUUGAGGAAAAAACUUGACUUAAUGCCUGAUCCUAAGCUUGCAGAAGCCAAAGCAGUAGGGAUUGCAGUUCAGUUUGGGCUUGAAUUGGGAAUGAAGAGGGUUAUUCUUGAAGGAGACUUCAAAGUAGUAGUCAAAGAACUCGAACUUCAGAAUCAAACUGGAAGCUAUUUUGGGAUGAUCAUACUAGAUACUCAAGUUUCAAUAGCAAAGUUAGAAACAUGUAUAAUAAAUCAUGUUAACAGGGAGGGCAAUUCUAUUGCCCAUAAUCUAGCUAAGGCUGCUUUACAUGUUUCUGAUUACUUAGUAGACAUGGAGGAAACUCCAUUGUUUUAUCAGAUGUUGUAA